Molecule: messenger RNA, 309 nt
Organism: Helobdella robusta
Lineage: Eukaryota; Metazoa; Annelida; Clitellata; Rhynchobdellida; Glossiphoniidae
Exons: 1
Coding region: 1-309 (102 amino acids)
Source: RefSeq, a predicted model, not a curated record
AUGACGACGGUGAAUAAGCUAGAGAACAUGGUAAUUCAGGUGACCAACGAUCUGACCAAAGAAAAACAGACCCUUCUCAACUCCCAAAUCGAAGCUGUCGACGGUGAAGUCGCAGCCUGGAACUCCGGAUAUGAUGUCAUCAAAACGAUUUCUGGAUUAACUGGCAUUAAAGGUGAAGUGGGAACGAAGUUUCUGGAUGAGAAGAUCCAGUCUUUGAAAGGCGUUAAAAAAGCCAUGCAAAAAGAAUUGGAAUUUUUGAAAUCGCAAGCUAAGUCUAUUGACGAUACUUUCAAGCGCCUUAUAUCUUAA